Messenger RNA from Raphanus sativus (radish), 856 nucleotides. RefSeq names its product SART-1 family protein DOT2. Gene Ontology annotation, cellular component: U4/U6 x U5 tri-snRNP complex. The record is from RefSeq and is a predicted model, not a curated record. Bases 188 to 841 code for a protein of 217 amino acids. Gene Ontology annotation, biological process: mRNA cis splicing, via spliceosome; maturation of 5S rRNA. NCBI's taxonomy places the organism in Eukaryota, Viridiplantae, Streptophyta, Magnoliopsida, Brassicales, Brassicaceae. The transcript has a single exon.
UUCUAGUCGGCACCACCUCGUAAGUUCUCUAUUUGUUUAGGAUUGUUGCCUUUUCUCUCAUCUUCCUUUCUCUCGAUAUGUAUUAGGAUUGUAACCUAGCUAAAUCUCUCUUGCGGUUUAUAUAUAUCUCACUAGGUAUAUUGAGCAAUUAGGGUUUGGAUCUAUAGGUGAUUAUUAUUUCAUAAGAAUGUCUCAGCUCAAUAUUGUUAUGAAGAAGAAUUCGAUGAGGAAGAAUAAGAAAUUGGUUAUUAAUAUUGCUUCUAUAAAGAAAGAAGGUCUUGCUUCAAGAUUUGAAGCUGAUCAUAAGGAUCUUGGUUCUUCGAUAAAGAAUGAGAAAAGGAGGUUUGAAUCAUCUGAGAGACAAAGAGAUAUUGUGUUUGAUCGAAGGGUUUGUUCCAAAGCCGAUGAAGAGAUUGAUCAUCAUGGUUCCCGUGAUCGUUCUAGUGUUAGAGACGGAGUGAUGAUGCGUGAGGUUGAUGUCGGCACAGGAUUAUCUGGCGCGUUAAAGCUUCUGAGAGAGCAAGGAACUUUCAAAGAGAAAAGCAGCAGCAAGCUUGUAGGUGUGGGAGACAAUCAUGGUAAAGUUGACAGAUUCAAAGAUGUGUUUAAUGAUAUUAGGAUUGACAGGGUGGAUGAAUAUGGCAGGAUAUUGACUGAGAAAGAAGCGUUUAAGAAACUUUGUCAUGGAUUCCAUGGGAAGAAACUUGGGAAGAGGAAGCAAGAGAAACGAAUUAGGAUACAUGAAGAUAGCUCAAAAAAUAUAUUGGAGUCUUCAGAUAGAGUUGUGGAGAGAAUGAGACUAGUCCACGCCGAGUUGAAGAGUCCGUACAUUAUUCUCUGAUCUUAAAAGUCUCUU